CCGCCUUGUUGCCCGUGCCCGGUUUGGCUCCAUUCUGCAGCACCGAUCCACAUCCACUUGCUUUCUCGUCCUUUUUUAAAAACUCUUGCUUGCUGCCUCUUUUUUGCCAAACUAACCUCAACUUCAUUCUACCCAUCAACCGCCAUCAGCAGCGACAUCGUCCUUGAAUCUAUCCAAGACCACAAAGGCGACCGGGCUCUCUGUCCAUCUGUCCAUCAACUCCACCUCCCCCGGAUUUCGGGUGCCGCACCACGGAAGUGAAGUGAAUCCACUAUCCCAGCAGAAACCCACACAAAGUCACUCGACUCCAUCCGCUCCGCUCCGUCAAGAAAAGGAAGCCCGCUCGUCACAGAGGGAGAAAAAAAAUUUCGCUUGCCUCAAAAGCCAUCCUCUCCCGCCCAGCUUUCUGUUCCAGCACCGCCCAGGUUCAGAACAACAACCACCACCAGACCCAACAUAAGCAUUUUGCGCGACACAGCGUUGUUUAUGUAUCAGCACGACCAGCACGCCGUCUUCCGACACUCUCCCCCCGUCAAGCUGCAUUUUCGCAUAUCGCGGAAACCCUGUAGCUUCCAACAAAGUACCGACGGUUGAAUCGCCAUUCCCACGGUCGUCUGCCAGCGUUAAUGCCUACCUUCGACUUCGUUAACCACACGGUCUACCCUAUGUCAACUCAAAGUACUCGUCAAUAACUGACCCCUUUGGCUCGUCUCGCCUCUCGAUCUUCCUCACACGCUCUCCGUGCAACAAGAAGCCUCGCUUUCCACGACAUCGUCGACCAGUCUACUAGUCUGCCCUCGUUAGGUAUCGUCUACCAGACUCCCAACAAACUCCAACAAAACAAUACUACAAACAUCAUCCUGUUUCGCCGUCAAUACCGCCAAAAUGGGUGCUCUUAUCAACGUUCGUCGGGACAACCCCGACCCCUUCUACCGCUACAAGAUGGAGCGUAUCCAGACCAAGAUUGAAGGCAAGGGUAACGGUAUCAAGACCGUCGUUGUCAACCUCAGCAGCGUUGCCCAGUCCCUGGCUCGUCCCGGUGGCUAUUUGAUCAAGUACUUUGGUUUCGAGCUUGGUGCUCAAACCAACAUUGAUCCUCCUGAUGACCGCUGGAUCAUCAACGGCUCCCACGAGGCCGCCAAGCUCCAGGAUCUUCUCGAUGGCUUCAUUGCCAAGUUUGUCCUCUGCAAGAAGUGCAAGAACCCCGAGACGGUUGUCCAGAUCAAGGACGAGAAGAUCACUCUCGACUGCAAGGCCUGUGGCCAGCGCAGCAAGGUUGAGCCCCAGCUCAAGCUGACCUCCUUCAUCCUCAAGAACGUCCCCAAGAAGAGCAAGAAGGACAAGGCCGAGCGCAAGGCGGCCCGCAAGGCUCGCCAGAACGGCGGCGAUAAGGAAGGUUCCGGUGACGAGAACGGUUCCGACCAGGCCUCUCCUGCCAUCGAGGAUAAGAACAUUGAAUAUGCUAGCGACGAUGAUGAGCUCACUCGCAAGAUCAAGUCUGAGGCUCAGAGCUUGCAGUUGGGCAAGAGAGAGGCUCCCAAGGAGGAGGAGUGGGCUGUCGACAUGAGCGAGGAGGCCGUCCGUGCCCGUCAGCAGAACCUUCCUGGCGAAUUCAAGCAGAAGCUCGUCCUGAAUGGUGAAGAAGACGAGGAGGAGGAGGGUGGAAACACCGUCUACGACCAGCUCGGCACUUGGAUCGAGGAUGAAGCCAAGGCCAAGGGUGGCAUUAACAAUGUCGACGAUGUCGAGAUCUACCUCAAGGCCAAGGAGCUCGGCAUUGAUGCCAAGCACCGCACCGUCCAGGUUCUUGUUCAGUGUCUUUUUGACGAGAACAUUGUUGCUCAGAUCCCCAAGCGUGCUCCUAUGCUCAAGAGACUCGUUACCUCCGAGCGUCACGAGAAGGCCCUCCUUGGCGGUACCGAGCGUCUCCUUGCCGACCUCGGCAAGGAGUCUUAUGACAAGAUUGUCAAGAUUCUCCAGCUCUACUACCACCACGACCUCUGCUCCGAGGAGGUCAUCACCAAGUGGGGUAGCAAGGCUUCCAAGAAGUACGUCGAUGGCUCUACUUCCAAGAAGAUCCGCAAGGCUGCUGAGCCCUUCCUCACCUGGCUCGCCGAGGCCGAGUCUGAGGAGGAGGAAUCUGAGGAGGAGGACGAUGAGUAAAUCAUGUCCCUCGCCACUGAGGAUACUACUUCCGUUGCCGCUUGAUGCCUAGUCUAGCUUGCUCUUUUGUGUUGUUUUGAGGAUGCAAAACCCAGAAGCAGAUGGAUAAAUGCGUGAAAGGGUUGCGAUCAGUUUUCUCCACUCACUCUCAGGUCUUGGUUCAUGUUUGUCCCAUGGUUCGCACUCAAGGGAUGUCUUUUCCUGUGUCUGUGUAUCGUUAUCGGGGCUUUCAUGGACGUCAUCUAGUUAGUCGUUGAAUUGACACGUCACUUAUAUCUCUACAUAUUCCAGUAUACUGCUCAAGCGAUGCCAGAAACAUAAUGAAUGCCUGAAUCUCUC
This is a messenger RNA of Neurospora crassa OR74A, 2502 nucleotides long. Its product is annotated as eukaryotic translation initiation factor 5. Lineage: Eukaryota; Fungi; Ascomycota; Sordariomycetes; Sordariales; Sordariaceae. The transcript has a single exon. The record is from RefSeq and is a predicted model, not a curated record. Gene Ontology annotation, cellular component: cytosol. Gene Ontology annotation, biological process: formation of cytoplasmic translation initiation complex; translational initiation; formation of translation preinitiation complex. Gene Ontology annotation, molecular function: GDP-dissociation inhibitor activity; translation initiation factor activity; eukaryotic initiation factor eIF2 binding. The coding region runs from base 886 to 2163 and encodes 425 amino acids.